AGUGUUAGCGCACCAAGUACCAGACUCAUUCGAGUGUAGUGCUUUCAGGUAUAUCCUACAGUGAGUUCAGGACUUGGUCUUUUGAUCAUUGCCAUUGAGCGGUUUUUCGCUACGAUGUUCCCUUUUCGUUAUCGUGUCUCAAGAAUGUACCCAUACCAUUUUGGUUUUGCGUUCCAAUUGUUAUGUUCCUCCUCUGCUAUUGUAGCCCUGCUUAUUUCUGUUAACGUGUUUAAUAUCUUCGUUAAAUACUUGAUCGCUUGUACACUUCCCGUUAUCUGUCUUUGCUAUGCUGCUAUCUUUGUCAAGUUCAAACUGCAGAACAGACAGCACGGGCGCCAGGCAUUACCCCAGACACAACAACGAGAGAGAAACAUGGCCAAGACCCUGGUCACCGCAACUUCCCUUACACUUUUGUGUUGCGUCCCGACUGUAAUAUUUGUCACUGAUUUUAGAAACACCGAGGCCCAUGUGGUGCUAGCUUGCUACUGUAUAAGGUUCGCUAACUCACUGGUUAACCCUGUGGUUUAUACACUCAGAAUGGACGGCUUUAAAAAGGCUCUCGUUAAGUACUUGUGUUGUUCACGUGUUCAGUUGCACCCAACAAAUGGUCCAUUUGUGGUAAGAGGCGAACGUGUCGCCAGAACCGACAACCUUCAAGACACUCCUUCUAGAGUUGUACUGAGCCGCGAUGUUUGUCCUGGCCCAAUCGUGUUCACAAGGGAAUGUGUGGCCAGGACCAAGAACCCACAAGAAAACACUUCUAGAGCUGUACUGAACCGCGACAUUUGCCAGGAAAGCUCUCAAGCAGAGGUCCCGUCGUUAUCAUCUUGCCCCGUCACCACCUCUCUGUAAAGGAUGAGGGGCGAAGUAUAAAAAUGUAUCAAAUGAAAUGUUCAAAAAUAAAUAUGACGUCGCAAGAGAAAA
Molecule: messenger RNA, 924 nt
Organism: Nematostella vectensis (starlet sea anemone)
Lineage: Eukaryota; Metazoa; Cnidaria; Anthozoa; Actiniaria; Edwardsiidae
Exons: 1
Coding region: 115-852 (245 amino acids)
Biological process (GO): G protein-coupled receptor signaling pathway
Cellular component (GO): membrane
Molecular function (GO): G protein-coupled receptor activity
Source: RefSeq, a predicted model, not a curated record